GAUAAGCAUUGAUCGAUGUCAAAAAUAUUUGACAAUACUUUGCAAAAUUAGUCAAAAUAUUGAAAAUCCCAAUAUUUCGAUCACGUUUUUUAUGAGAUUUUGAAAAGAAAGUCGUGUAUAAUAGAAGCAGAGGAACAAAGUUGUAAAAAAUUCUCAGUUGCAGUGAUUUCAAGGAAUUAUCAAUGACUACUAUAUCUGCAGUACCAUUAAAGUCGAAUUUUGUAAAUAUUCAUUCCUAAAAGUAUCGCAUGUUUCUGUUGCAUGGAUAAGUUCAGCAAAUUAUAUAAUUUGCAUGAAAUACAUGUUUACACUGUAUUAUGCAGCUUAGUGCAGAUUAUCUAAAACCGUAGUUUUUGGACGCAACUAUGUACGGAAACGAUGUUUUCUGGAAAAAUUCGAUCCUAUCUCAAUUGCAAGAAAGAAAUAGGAGGGAAACGGAUUUAUUUCAAGAUUUAGUGAACGAACACAACAAAUUAUUUGAAAAUUACAACACGCUGCACACGGAAAACAUCCAAUUAUCGAUCCAAAUCGAAAAAUUGAAAGGCGGGGGCGGUUUGGGAUCGAAAAGUUCGAGUUUAGGCGACAUCCGGUACCAGGAAAAAAUCCAACAGCUCGAACGGAAACUUUUAGCGCAAGCGGAAGAACUGACGGAACUGCAUAGGAGGAAAGGGGAAAACGCGCAGCAAAUAAUCGAUUUGAACGUAGCGGUGCAGGAGAAGGAGAAAAAAAUAGCGUCCAAAGACGCGAUUUUGGCGGAAAACGCGGCGACGAUAAUGAAAUUGCAAACGGAAGCGGAAAAUUUGGAAAAAUCGAAAAGCGAAGUUUUGUAUUUAUUGGGCACCCUAAGGGACGAACACCAAUCCCUCCAAUUGUUGUUCUCUUCGUUGGAGGAGAAAUUGAGGAAAGCCCAAGAUGAAAAUCGCCAAUUGGUGGAAAGAUUGAUAAAAUAUAAAGCGAAAGACGCCGAUCGGAUGAACGAGGAAAACGACAAUUUCCUGAAAAAGCGCUACGCCAAGAUACAAAAGGAAAUCGAGGAGGCGUGCAAGGACGCGAGGAAUUCCCCGGAGGAGUUGACCGAAGGGUGCGGCCCGUUGGGCGCGUCGAACCUGCCGGCGUGCGCCAGCGUCAAAUUCGACGCGCACGAAGGCGAAGUGAGCGCCGUGAAGUGGAGCCCGUUGGAGAGGUUGCUGGCGACGGGGGGCGCCGAUCGAAAAAUCAAACUGUGGGAAAUUUCGAAAAAUUGCCGCGAGAAAAAAGCCACUUUGGUCGGUAGCAACGCUGGCGUGAUGGCGAUCGACUUCGAUUCGACGGGAUCUUUGAUAUUGGGAGCGUCGAACGAUUACGCGACCAGAGUUUGGACGAUCGCCGAUCACCGAUUGAAGCACACGUUAACCGGCCAUUCCGGCAAAGUGAUGGCGGCGAAAUUUUUGGGGGAGGCGUCGAAAGUGGUGACCGGAAGUCACGAUCGCACCUUGAAAAUAUGGGAUUUGCGCAGUCGCGCCUGCAUCGAAACGAAAUUCGCCGGUUCGAGCUGCAACGAUUUGGUGACGGUGGAUAGCGCCGGUUCGAUCAUAAUCAGCGGUCAUUUCGAUAAGAGCAUCCGGUUCUGGGACUGCCGGUCCGAAUCGAGCGCCAACAACGUGGUUCUUAACGGUAAAGUGACGUCUCUCGAUCUGACCAAAGACGCCAAAUAUCUAGUUUGUUGCGUGAGGGACGAUACGUUGAAAUUGCUCGAUUUGAGGAUGAAUCAAGUGGUGACUUUGUUCGCUUGCGACGGUUUUAAAGUCGGUUGCGAUUAUUCGAGGGCGACUUUUAGUCCGGACGGUCAAUACGUCGCCGUCGGUUCGGCGGACGGUGGCGUUUAUAUUUGGGGCGUGAAUAGCGCCAAAGUCGAAACUAUACUCAAGGAACACGGUGCGGCGGUAACGGCUACGUCUUGGAAUCCGUUCGGAAAUUUUUUGGCCACCGUCGAUAGGUCUAGGAGGGCGGUCAUUUGGUCGGAUAUUUGAUUCGAUGUCUGAUCGACCACAUCUUAUUUCCUUUUUAUCUAUUUCGAUUCGAAAUAUUACACUUUUUCGCCGAUAAUUUUUCUUGUUCGAUCGAUCGAUUUUUUCCGUUUAAACUUUUUUUUUUUUUUUUUUUUUGUUUGUCGUUGGUAUAUAUGGAGAUUUCUUAUGGUUUUUAUCAACUUUUUCUUCGGUACUUCUCAAUCCGUCCGGUUGGAAAUCGUUGAAACACGCCAAUUUGGCGUUUUCGAAUUCUUAACAUCCAUUUAUCGACGUUCCAAUUGUCGGAAAUAAAUAUUUCCGGUUUUAUCGAUAAUUGAAUCGGCGAAUUUCCGGUUUUUUUCGACUAAAUUUUCAAUUUGCGCGAAUCAAAUCACCAAAAACACGCUAAUUUAGCGUUUUCAUAGUCGUAGGAUCCAUUCAUCGACGUCAUAAAUGUCUGAAGUGGCCAUUUCCGGUUUUAUCGAUAAUUCAAUCGGCGAAUUUCCGGUUUUUUCGACUAAAUUUUCAAUUUGCGCGAAUCAAAUCACCGAAAACACGCUAAUUUAGCGUUUUCAUAGUCGUAGGAUCCAUUCAUCGACGUCAUAAAUGUCUGAAGUGGCCAUUUCCGGUUUUAUCGAUAAUUCAAUCGGCGAAUUUCCGGUUUUUUCGACUAAAUUUUCAAUUUGCGCGAAUCAAAUCACCAACAACACGCUAAUUUGGCGUUUUCGAAUUCUUAACAUCCAUUUAUCGACGUUCCAAUUGUCGGAAAUGAAUAUUUCCAGUUUUAUCGAUAAUUGAAUCGGCGAAUUUCCGGUUUUUUCGACUAAAUUUUCAAUUUGCGCGAAUCAAAUCACCAAAAACACGCCAAUUUAGCGUUUUCAUAGUCGUAGGAUCCAUUCAUCGACGUCAUAAAUGUCUGAAAUGGCCAUUUCCGGUUUUAUCGAUAAUUCAAUCGGCGAAUUUCCGGUUUUUUCGACUAAAUUUUCAAUUUGCGCGACUCAAAUCAUCAAAAACACGCUAAUUUGGCGUUUUCGAAUUCUUAACAUCCAUUUAUCGACGUUCCAAUUGUCGGAAAUAAAUAUUUCCGGUUUUAUCGAUAAUUGAAUCGGCGAAUUUCCGGUUUUUUUCGACUAAAUUUUCAAUUUGCGCGAAUCAAAUCACCAAAAACACGCUAAUUUAGCGUUUUCAUAGUCGUAGGAUCCAUUCAUCGACGUCAUAAAUGUCUGAAGUGGCCAUUUCCGGUUUUAUCGAUAAUUCAAUCGGCGAAUUUCCGGUUUUUUCGACUAAAUUUUCAAUUUGCGCGAAUCAAAUCACCAACAACACGCUAAUUUGGCGUUUUCGAAUUCUUAACAUCCAUUUAUCGACGUUCCAAUUGUCGGAAAUGAAUAUUUCCAGUUUUAUCGAUAAUUGAAUCGGCGAAUUUCCGGUUUUUUUCGACUAAAUUUUCAAUUUGCGCGAAUCAAAUCACCAAAAACACGCUAAUUUAGCGUUUUCAUAGUCGUAGGAUCCAUUCAUCGACGUCAUAAAUGUCUGAAGUGGCCAUUUCCGGUUUUAUCGAUAAUUCAAUCGGCGAAUUUCCGGUUUUUUCGACUAAAUUUUCAAUUUGCGCGAAUCAAAUCACCAACAACACGCUAAUUUGGCGUUUUCGAAUUCUUAACAUCCAUUUAUCGACGUUCCAAUUGUCGGAAAUGAAUAUUUCCAGUUUUAUCGAUAAUUGAAUCGGCGAAUUUCCGGUUUUUUCGACUAAAUUUUCAAUUUACGCGAAUCAAAUAAUCAAAAACACGCUAAUUUAGCGUUUUCAUAGUCGUAGGAUCCAUUCAUCGACGUCAUAAAUGUCUGAAGUGGCCAUUUCCGGUUUUAUCGAUAAUUGAAUCGGCGAAUUUCCGGUUUUUUCGACUAAAUUUUCAAAUUGCGCGAAUCAAAUCACCAAAAACACGCUAAUUUAGCGUUUUCAUAGUCGUAGAAUCCAUUCAUCGACGUCAUAAAUGUCUGAAAUGGCCAUUUCCGGUUUUAUCGAUAAUUGAAUCGGCGAAUUUCCGAUUUUUUCGACUAAAUUUUCAAAUUGCGCGAAUCAAAUCACCGAAAACACGCUAAUUUAGCGUUUUCAUAGUCGUAGAAUCCAUUCAUCGACGUCAUAAAUGUCUGAAAUGGCCAUUUCCGGUUUUAUCGAUAAUUGAAUCGGCGAAUUUCCGGUUUUUUCGACUAAAUUUUCAAAUUGCGCGAAUCAAAUCACCAAAAACACGCUAAUUUAGCGUUUUCAUAGUCGUAGAAUCCAUUCAUCGACGUCAUAAAUGUCUGAAAUGGCCAUUUCCGGUUUUAUCGAUAAUUGAAUCGGCGAAUUUCCGGUUUUUUCGACUAAAUUUUCAAAUUGCGCGAAUCAAAUCACCAAAAACACGCUAAUUUAGCGUUUUCAUAGUCGUAGAAUCCAUUCAUCGACGUCAUAAAUGUCUGAAAUGGCCAUUUCCGGUUUUAUCGAUAAUUGAAUCGGCGAAUUUCCGGUUUUUUCGACUAAAUUUUCAAUUUGCGCGAAUCAAAUCACCGAAAACACGCUAAUUUAGCGUUUUCAUAGUCGUAGGAUCCAUUCAUCGACGUCAUAAAUGUCUGAAGUGGCCAUUUCCGGUUUUAUCGAUAAUUCAAUCGGCGAAUUUCCGGUUUUUUCGACUAAAUUUUCAAAUUGCGCGAAUCAAAUCACCAAAAACACGCUAAUUUGGCGUUUUCGAAUUCUUAACAUCCAUUUAUCGACGUUCCAAUUGUCGGAAAUGAAUAUUUCCAGUUUUAUCGAUAAUUGAAUCGGCGAAUUUCCGGUUUUUUCGACUAAAUUUUCAAUUUACGCGAAUCAAAUAAUCAAAAACACGCUAAUUUAGCGUUUUCAUAGUCGUAGGAUCCAUUCAUCGACGUCAUAAAUGUCUGAAGUGGCCAUUUCCGGUUUUAUCGAUAAUUGAAUCGGCGAAUUUCCGGUUUUUUCGACUAAAUUUUCAAUUUGCGCGAAUCAAAUCACCAACAACACGCUAAUUUGGAGUUUUCGAAUUCUUAACAUCCAUUUAUCGACGUUCCAAUUGUCGGAAAUGAAUAUUUCCAGUUUUAUCGAUAAUUGAAUCGGCGAAUUUCCGGUUUUUUCGACUAAAUUUUCAAUUUACGCGAAUCAAAUAAUCAAAAACACGCUAAUUUAGCGUUUUCAUAGUCGUAGGAUCCAUUCAUCGACGUCAUAAAUGUCUGAAGUGGCCAUUUCCGGUUUUAUCGAUAAUUGAAUCGGCGAAUUUCCGGUUUUUUUCGACUAAAUUUUCAAUUUGCGCGAAUCAAAUCACCAAAAACACGCUAAUUUAGCGUUUUCAUAGUCGUAGGAUCCAUUCAUCGACGUCAUAAAUGUCUGAAGUGGCCAUUUCCGGUUUUAUCGAUAAUUCAAUCGGCGAAUUUCCGGUUUUUUCGACUAAAUUUUCAAUUUGCGCGAAUCAAAUCACCAACAACACGCUAAUUUGGCGUUUUCGAAUUCUUAACAUCCAUUUAUCGACGUUCCAAUUGUCGGAAAUGAAUAUUUCCAGUUUUAUCGAUAAUUGAAUCGGCGAAUUUCCGGUUUUUUCGACUAAAUUUUCAAUUUGCGCGAAUCAAAUCACCGAAAACACGCUAAUUUAGCGUUUUCAUAGUCGUAGAAUCCAUUCAUCGACGUCAUAAAUGUCUGAAAUGGCCAUUUCCGGUUUUAUCGAUAAUUGAAUCGGCGAAUUUCCGGUUUUUUCGACUAAAUUUUCAAUUUGCGCGAAUCAAAUCACCGAAAACACGCUAAUUUAGCGUUUUCAUAGUCGUAGGAUCCAUUCAUCGACGUCAUAAAUGUCUGAAAUAGCCAUUUCCGGUUUUAUCGAUAAUUGAAUCGGCGAAUUUCCGGUUUUUUUCGACUAAAUUUUCAAUUUGCGCGAAUCAAAUCACCAAAAACACGCUAAUUUAGCGUUUUCAUAGUCGUAGAAUCCAUUUAUCGACGUCAUAGGUAGAUUAAAAUAUUCUAAACUUACUUAAAGUAAACCUAACCUAAAAAUAGAUACGUUCUUCGUUCUUAACAACAUCAACAAGAGAAAGUUCCCAAUGGGGACUUAAAUAAAAAGGAGAAUAACGAUUAUUUCUGACUUUUUUCUUACUCAACCACUUUUUACUUUUCGAUAAAACCCCAUUCUGCCAAAAAUAGCGCCCCUGAACAGGAACUACUAAUUUCCGACAUCUGAGACGUCAAUAAAUGGAUUGUACCACUUCAAAAACGCUAAAACAACGUGUAUACGAAGUAUAUUUUACGUUUACAAUUAAAAAUAUUAAUCAAUAUUGAGUAUUCCUCUUUCUAACCCUUACAAUCACCCCAAAUUUUACUAAUUCAACUUUAAAAAUCUAUCAAAUCCCUUUAUAAGAGCUUCAACUAUUAGAAUCAAAUCCGAUCGAAUUUUCGCACAAAUCAUAUAUUCUUAUCCACCCUGUACGUCUAACCUGUUUUCUAACACGGAUGUUUACUGUGAAAGCGAUGUUGCCUUGUGAGUCGUGGUUCCGUUAAAAAUAAAUGUGAUUUGUAGUGACCCCUGUACGUCAAAACGCGAACUUACCGAUCGUAUAUAUUAUUGUAUAUUGUUUGAACUGAAAUAUGUUUCUUCUCUAUUGUUGAUUUUUGUUAAUGUAUAAUUCAAUAUUUGUAAAAUAAAUAUGAUAUUAAAACGU
This is a messenger RNA of Diorhabda sublineata, 6674 nucleotides long. Its product is annotated as autophagy-related protein 16-1. The record is from RefSeq and is a predicted model, not a curated record. Lineage: Eukaryota; Metazoa; Arthropoda; Insecta; Coleoptera; Chrysomelidae. Gene Ontology annotation, biological process: autophagosome assembly. Gene Ontology annotation, cellular component: autophagosome membrane. Gene Ontology annotation, molecular function: protein binding. The transcript has 3 exons. The coding region runs from base 366 to 2009 and encodes 547 amino acids.